Messenger RNA from Pseudomassariella vexata, 1917 nucleotides. RefSeq names its product POT family protein. Gene Ontology annotation, biological process: transmembrane transport; oligopeptide transport. Gene Ontology annotation, cellular component: membrane. The record is from RefSeq and is a predicted model, not a curated record. Bases 1 to 1917 code for a protein of 638 amino acids. Gene Ontology annotation, molecular function: dipeptide transmembrane transporter activity. NCBI's taxonomy places the organism in Eukaryota, Fungi, Ascomycota, Sordariomycetes, Amphisphaeriales, Pseudomassariaceae. The transcript has 4 exons.
AUGUCGGCCGGCGCCAACCUCGAGGUCGCCAAUGGGGCAAUAGGCGACAUAACCCCCCUUGGGAAGGGCGACAACAAUGAGAAGGCAGUCUUGGCUGAUGGCCACGGCUUCAAAGACGAACACGUCAAAGAAGAUACAGCCUCGGACGACAUUUUACGGGGGCCCCAUGGCGAAGAAUACCCUACCAAGCACGAGCUCGAGACGCUGCGACGCGUCAAGGGUUCUAUCAAUUGGGUUAUCUAUACCAUCGCCUUUUGUGAACUCUGUGAGCGGUUCGCCUACUACGGUACCACUAUUGUUUUUGUCAAUUUCAUCUCUGAACCCCUCCCACCUGGUUCGACUACUGGUGCAGCUGGGACCGAUGGUCAAGCAGGCGCUUUGGGACUGGGUCAGCGAGCAUCGACUGGAUUGACGCUGUUCAACAGCUUUUGGUCAUAUCUCAUGCCUCUGGCUGGCGGUUACGUUGCCGAUAGCUUCUGGGGCAAGUACAAGACCAUCAACAUUGCCAUCAUAUUCGCUACGUUUGGUCAUAUCCUCAUCAUAGUUUCGGCUCUCCCGCCAGUCAUCGCGAGCUCAGGCGGGUCUCUAGCAGCGUUCAUAAUUGGGCUGAUCUUCUUCGGAAUCGGUGUGGGUUUCUUUAAGGCCAACAUCUCCCCCAUGAUCGCCGAGCAGUACGAAGCAAAACAGCCGCGGGCAGUCGUCAAAACGCUCAAAAGCGGGGAAAGAGUUAUUGUCGAUCCUGUGUUGACCAUCUCCAUCAUCUACAUGCGCUACUACUUUUUCAUCAACGUCGGGUCUCUCGUCGGUCAGAUUUGCAUGACAUAUGCGGAAAAAUACGUCGGCUUCUGGCUUUCUUAUCUGUUGCCGACCUGUUUGUUCCUCACCUGCCCUCUGGUCAUGAUCUGGUGUAAGAAUAAAUAUGUGCGGCAUCCACCCACAGGAUCCGUUUUGGGAAAGUCUAUGAAGAUUCUGGGUCUUGCCAUGAAAGGCAAAUGGUCAUUCAAUCCGGUCACUACCUUCCACAACCUGCGUGCUCCAGAUUUCUGGGACAGCGCAAAACCGAGCCGCAUCGAGAACAAACCAGCAUGGAUGACGUUCGACGAUGCGUGGGUUGACGAAGUACGCCGGGGUUUCAAAGCUUGCACGGUUUUCUGCUGGCUACCCAUCUACUUCCUGUCCUACAACCAGCUUUACAACAAUCUCAUUUCGCAGGCCUCCUCGAUGACACUGAAUGGGGUACCUAACGAAAUCGUCAACAACCUGGACCCUUUGGCGCUGCUCAUCUUCAUUCCCAUUUGUGACAAGAUCAUCUACCCUGCCAUAUCCCGCGCUGGAUUUAAAUUCACCCCUAUCAAGAAGAUCACGGUCGGGUUUGCUUUGGGUGCCAUGGCUAUGGUCGUUGCUGCUAUUAUUCAACACUACAUUUAUGUACAAUCUCCCUGUGGCGACCAUGUGAGUAACUGUCCGACACCCCAGUCACCCAUCAAUGUCUGGGUCCAAACACCGGCAUACAUCCUUAUCGCACUUUCUGAGAUUGGUGCUUCCAUCACCGCGUUGGAAUAUGCCUUCACUAAAAGCCCCAAAAACAUGCGAGGCCUCGUAACUGGUGUAUUCUGGUUCUCUAAUGCGUUUUCAUCUGCCAUUUCGCAAGCAUUUGUCGGCCUCUCGGAGGAUCCGCUACUCGUGUGGCUGUACACCACCGUCGCCAUCAUCUCGGCGCUGGGCGGCAUAGGCUUUUGGUUCAGCUUCCGGAAGCUCGACAAGGAAGAAGAGGCACUGAACACUUUGCCGGAUUCUGUCUUCCAGGGCAGCAAGAAUAAGGAUAAUUUGGACCUCGAGGCCACAUUGGCUGCGAAGGCGGAGCAGGAGAAGAUUCGACAUGCUCAGGGGUUGGAUGAGAACAAGCGUGUCAUCUAA